GAUCAGACAUGGAAGCUGCUUAAGCUUCUCCCAGGCCCCACACACUUUCUCUUGCUCUACACGAACUCUUUCUCUCUUUCAUUUAAAUUCCUGAUUUCUCUCAUUCAUUCUACUCUUCACUCACGCUUUUCAUCCAAAACCUCCAUGGAUCUUAAAUGUCGCUCUGUCCCGUCGGGAUAUUUUCUUCUUCUCCUCUUUCUCGUUGUGGCUCCUCCGUUUACGGCGGCGCAGACCAGUCCUGACCCGCAGACCGACCCGUAUGCAAACAUGCGGUUCAGUCCGUCUAUGGCGAUAAUUAUUGUGGUCCUAAUUGCGGCGCUUUUCUUCAUGGGGUUUUUCUCCAUCUAUAUUCGUCAUUGCUCGAAUGACGCGAAUGGCUCGAGCGUGCGAACGGCGACUGGUGGCCAGCGGUCCCGACGCGCUGCAGCGCGUGGGCUCGACGUGUCCGUGAUCGAGACUUUCCCGACUUUCGUUUACUCUGAAGUUAAGGCGUUGAAGAUUGGGAAAGGCGCGCUGGAGUGUGCUGUGUGUUUGAGUGAGUUUGAAGACGAAGAAAAGCUGCGUUUAAUUCCCAAAUGCGAUCAUGUGUUUCAUCCUGAGUGUAUCGAUGCGUGGCUCAGUUCUCAUACCACGUGUCCGGUUUGUCGAGCGAAUUUGGUCCCGCAACCCGGGGAGCCAGUUCCUCAAGUUAGUGAGUUACAGUUACAAAACGAACCAGACCUCGAGGCACAAAAUGACGUCGUGGAUGGGGGACAGGAAGAUUCGAACGGAAGCGGAGAAACACCUCUCACACAAGCGCCGGAACCCGAAGUAAUAAGCGUGAACAGGAUGUUGAACAGGAACCGUACACGUGGCUCGAGAUCUAACAGGCCGCGUAAGUUUCCGCGGUCACAUUCGACUGGGCAUUCUCUAUCUCUUGUGCAACCGGGCGAAGACACCGAGCGGUUUACUUUGAGACUACCAGUUGAUGUGAGGAAACAGAUAAUGAACCGGGAACUGAAUCGCGCUUAUAGCUUGCUAAGUUUCCCACGGGAGAGUAGUUCGAGGAGAGGGUAUCGAACCGGAGCUGGUGAAGGUAGUAGUAGAGGGAGAAACAGCCGGUGGAUCGACCGGAUGGACCGGUCCUUUAAAUCAGACCGGUGGUUGUUUAGCAAGGCGGCACCCUUUUUCUCAAGAGCAUCUUCAGUGAAGUCAACAAAAGUAGCUGCGAAUGAUGACAAUGGAAGUACGGGUGGACCGGAGGCUUCAUCGGCUCAACCGAGUCGGCCACCGGUUUAAUGGUCUUUUUUUUUUUUUUCUUUUUUAUAGUUGUACGACCAAUUUUAUGUAGAUUAUUGUCGAUAUUUUUUUUCUUUUAAUAUUUUUUAAUUUGUAA
This is a messenger RNA of Pistacia vera, 1375 nucleotides long. Its product is annotated as E3 ubiquitin-protein ligase ATL6-like. NCBI's taxonomy places the organism in Eukaryota, Viridiplantae, Streptophyta, Magnoliopsida, Sapindales, Anacardiaceae. The transcript has a single exon. The record is from RefSeq and is a predicted model, not a curated record. Bases 145 to 1278 code for a protein of 377 amino acids.